Molecule: messenger RNA, 3732 nt
Organism: Rhipicephalus microplus (southern cattle tick)
Lineage: Eukaryota; Metazoa; Arthropoda; Arachnida; Ixodida; Ixodidae
Gene: sei
Product: potassium voltage-gated channel seizure
Biological process (GO): potassium ion transmembrane transport; regulation of membrane potential
Cellular component (GO): plasma membrane
Molecular function (GO): inward rectifier potassium channel activity
Source: RefSeq, a predicted model, not a curated record
UUUGCUUCGGCCGAACGACCAGACGAGCACGGGAUGAGAGCGGCCGCCGUGUCGUAGGACUGCGAUGCGUCGCCCGUGGCCGGUCGGCAGCCCCACAACGACAUCGAGCGAGGAUGCUGGGAGCGCACGCAGUUGCCGUGGAUCUCGUAUCGCCAGCAAGCAGCCCGAUGCAGCGAAUGGCGCCGCUCCCAGCAUCACACUGUUGCGGCUCCGGUCGCCGGUGGAGCGGCCGCCGCUGAGGGAGCUCUGAGCGCCGCAGCUGACAGGCGACGGACUAUGCGUCGACCCGCUCCGAGGAGAGAGCGCCCAUUCGAGACGCCUUCUCCCGCGGCAGCUACUGUUGUUGUUCCGCUGGCGUGGUGCGAUGGCGGCGGCUCGCCCGCGGCGGGCCGCCCCGCUUGGUCGUCGUCGCCUCCGACGGGGCACGUCGUAGUCGUCGCACGCCCCGCGCCGGUGGCCCGUGACUCGUGAGACGACGUCGGUGCCACGAUGCCCGUUCGCAGGGGGCACGUUGCCCCUCACAACACCUUCAUCGACUCCAUCAUCCGCAAGUUCGACGGCAUGAACCGUCGUUUCCUGGUGGCCAACGCCUUGGUGGACUCCCUGCCCAUCAUCUACUGCAACGACGGCUUCUGCGAGCUGGUGGGCUACACCCGGGCCGAGCUGAUGCAGCGAUCGUGCGUGUGCGAGUUCCUGCACGGUCCGCUCACCGACCCGGACGCCGUGGCCGCCUUCCGGGAUGCCCUCGACAACAUGGUCGAGCGGCAGACCGAACUGCUCUACUACCGGAAAGACGGGUCCAAGUUCCUGUGCAGCCAGGUGGUUGCGCCCAUUCGGAACGAGGACGGAGACAUCUGCAUGUUCAUCGUCAACUUCGAGGAUGUCACCGACGCGCCUUACAAGGCCGACGAAGAGGCCGCCGGGGGACUGGCGGUGCCGGCAUCGGCAGACGACCUGGCGCCACUGCCGCAAGCGCUGGUCAGGACCUGCGCUCGGGCAGCGGGUCGGAGCCGUUCCCUGCGGCUGCGUAUGCCGGGUAGCCGGAGGACGUCGUUCGCGCUCUCCAAGUCCACGACCACUGAAGAGGACGAUGCGGCGCCGGAGUCCAUGCGUGCCCUGGUCGUGUCCUCGUCGGACACGCCUGAGCAGCAGCCCACCACAACGGUGGUCACGCGGCCAACCAAGGCGGUCGCUGUGUUGGCGCCCUACGAACAGCGCGCCUUGGACAAGGGGGCUCCGCUGCACCGCACCGCCAACAGCGUGGGCAGCCGAGCGCUUCCAAACGCGUCCUCCGAGUCGGACCUGGGCCGCUACGCUACUCUGACAGGCCAGACGAGGGCAAAGUCUCCGUCCCUGAGUCAGGUGACGGUGGACCCCCGCAAGGACAACUCGCACUCGUCCACGGCCUCCAAGCUGGUCCUCAAGGAGGUCCAGUCGCACAGCUUCAAGCAGCACGUCGGAGAGAAGGUGGCCCAGGUUCUGUCGCUGGGCGCGGACGUGCUCCCCGAGUAUAAGCUGCAGAAGCCGAGGACGCACAAGUGGACCAUCCUUCACUACUCGCCCUUCAAGGCGGUCUGGGACUGGGUCAUCCUGCUGCUCGUCAUCUACACGGCCAUCUUCACGCCCUACGUGGCCGCCUUCCUGCUGGACCAGCAGAGACCCGACUCGCGCCGUAACCGAAAGUACGGCGACGAUCCCAUCGUUGUCAUCGACCUCAUCGUGGACAUAUUCUUCAUGAUCGACAUCUUGAUCAACUUCCGCACCACCUACGUCAACUCGAACGACGAGGUGGUCUCACAUCCGGGCAAGAUCGCCGUCCACUACCUGCGAGGCUGGUUCAUCAUUGACGUCGUUGCUGCCAUCCCCUUCGAUCUGCUCCUUUUUGGCUCCGAAACCGAUGAGACCACGACGCUGAUCGGUCUCCUGAAGACGGCGCGCCUUCUGCGGCUGGUUCGCGUGGCGCGCAAGAUCGACCGGUACUCGGAGUACGGGGCCGCCGUGCUUCUCCUGCUCAUGGCCACGUUCGCGCUGAUCGCCCACUGGCUGGCCUGCAUCUGGUACGCCAUCGCCAACGCCGAACGGCCCUACCGACAGCCGAAGAUCGGAUGGCUGGACCACCUGGCCAACGCCACGCACCAGUUCUACGUCAACGAGACCCAGGGCGGUCCCAGCAUCAAGUCCAAGUACGUCACUGCACUCUACUUCACCUUCUCGAGCCUCACUUCGGUGGGGUUCGGCAACGUGUCGCCCAACACAAACAUGGAGAAGAUCUUCUCCAUCCUUGUCAUGCUCAUCGGAUCACUCAUGUACGCCAGCAUCUUCGGUAACGUAUCGGCCAUCAUUCAGCGGCUGUACUCGGGCACGGCCCGCUACCACACGCAGCUGCUCAGAGUCAAGGAGUUCAUUCGCUUCCACCAGAUCCCGAACCCACUGAGGCAGCGCCUCGAGGAGUACUUCCAGCACGCCUGGACGUACACGAACGGCAUCGACAUGAACAUGGUGCUCAAGGGGUUUCCGGAAUGCCUUCAGGCGGACAUCUGCCUGCACCUGAACCGGAACCUGCUCAACAACUGCCCGGCGUUCCGCGGCGCGAGUCCCGGCUGCCUGCGCGCACUCUCCAUGCGCUUCAAGACGACGCAUGCGCCGCCGGGGGACACGCUAGUUCACCGAGGUGACGUCAUCACGGGCCUCUACUUCAUCUCGCGCGGAACCAUCGAGAUACUCAAGGACGACAUCGUCAUGGCCAUCCUCGGCAAGGACGACAUCUUCGGUGAGAACGGCUGCCUGUACGGCACGGUGGGCAAGUCAUCGUGCAACGUGCGCGCGCUCACCUACUGCGACCUGCACAAGAUCCUGCGCGAGGACCUCCUGGACGUGCUGGACAUGUACCCAGAGUUCUUCGACCAGUUCUCCACCAACCUCGAGAUCACCUUCAACCUUCGCGACGAUGACCAGGAGGGAGUCGACCCCGACCUCUUUCGGGGCAAGUCGCUACACAACAGGCCGGCCAGUUCGCCGGAGGAAGGCGAGACCCGGAGCCAAGCGUACCAGUACCCGCGGGCUCGGCGGAGACGGCGGCGGCGGGGACGUCGCGGUUCGUCGAGCUGCGACGACGGAUUCGGCGGCGGCGGCGGCGGGGGCUUCUCCGACGACGACGACGACGGCGACGACGACGGCGGCAUCGGACCGACGGGCAGCGGGCGCCGCACCGAGUCCGGCCGGGGAAUCCUCGAGUUCUCGCCCGAGAAGGCCGGACUCGACGUGACGCCCGCGAACUACGACUUCCAGGAGGCGCACGUGGCCGCCGGAAGCCGCAGCCCCAGCGUCGAGCCCCGACGCCGCAACGGCACGCUCAACUCCAUCGCCGGGGCCAUCACUAGUGUGGCGAACCUGACCACCGCUGUGUUCGGAACCGGGCCCGGAGCGACGCAUAGCUCUGGCGCCACUCCUUGCGCUGACUCGGGCUCCCGGACUGGUUCAGCCGCUCACGGUCAGAGGUCGCUCAGUCCGGGACGGGCGUGCGACGAGCGCCAGAGGUCGUCGGCCGCGGGACGUGGGGUGUCGCCUAGGAUGAGCCGUGCGAAGCAGCAGGCGCUAACGUUUUCGCUGGCGACGACGUUGGCGCUGCCGCUGAAGCGGCGUUACGCCGGAAAGAAACUUGGGGUCUGGGGUGGCGCAACGCACGCAGUGAUGAAUCUGUGUUUUCUGCUGGAACAUGCCGAUCGCUGCUAA